CAUAAUGCUAUCUAGUUUUCUUCGUCACUGCACUCCUCGGACCUCAGCAUGUAUCGCCUCAAGGCUCAACAUUACACCAAGACCCACCUAUUACAAUUGCUCCAACAACAAUGAUUUCCUCUUCCUGACUUCCCUGUGGAGACUGCACUUAGAAUAGUACCACGAGCGCUAUGCAACGCUAUGCACCCAAUCAAUUACUUCCCGCUUCCCACGUCAAGAUCACUGUAAAUUUUAGAGAGGAACGGCGUUCGACGUGUCUUCCUUUCCCGACGACACGGACCAGCUGAAAUGGCAAAGUUAUUACCCUUGUGGACAAAUGACUUUCUCCUCUUUAUCGCUGUAGAACUCGUCACGGUACCUUUUAGCAACGUCCUGUUACGGUAUAGAGUGGGCCAUCAGCAGAAUAAUGGGCAACUUCGCGGACUGUUGACAGAUCAACUAUACGGUAUCCCCACCUUUCUCAAAACUGUGCAGAGAAUACACAACAUCGAAGGAGUUGCAGGAUUUUAUAAAGGCUUUUUUGCCCGACUCAUCGAGCUUUUCAUCUUCACUUUCGUGUUCAAGAUAGCCUUUGGUUUCCAUCCUGCUAUAUUACCAAUCAAGCUACUCUACACCUACCCCGAUUUCACUCUCCUGCAGUGUUUGAUAUACUAUGGAUCCACCGUUCUUAUAUCUGUUCCAAUGAAGGUCUUCAUCACUCGAUCCACAACCACCCGCUUCCGCUUAUCCCAAGCCGACCCAUCACACGAACAAGCACACGCUUUCAAAGUCCUCUUAUCCCCCACCGAACACCAAAACCCUCUCGCGCUCUACCUCAUCCCAGGCCUCUUCACCUGUAUCGCCCUCCAAACACUCUUUUCCUUCAUUUCCCUAGCUACCAUAUACCACCUAAUCCAGUUCUACCUCUCCCACGGUCAACCGGGGUGGGUACGCAAAAGAGCGAGGAUAGUGUAUAUCGUGUUGUUCCUCAUGAGCAGAGCGCUGGUUUAUACCCCAUUCGAAGUUGUUGCGUGUAGAUUGGCUGUUAUGGGCCAGUCGGAGAGGGAUGAUGGGGCAGCUGUGGAUAUGGCGGAUUUGGAGGCGACGAAGGCGGGUGAUGAAGAGAGUGAGACUGAGAUGGUUCCUACGUUUUCGUUGGAAAAUGUUAUACAACUACGAGAAAAUGUAGUAGAGUCCGACUCGUACGAAGGGUUCCGGGAUUGUGUGAUUAAAAUUCGGAGAGAGGAAGGGUUUAGUGCUUUGUUCCGGGGAUGGCUUGGGAGUCUUGUGGGUACGGUGUGCAUUUGAAAGUAAGGGCAAUAUUUACAAUAAGUAAUUCGAUCUAUUCUUUUUUGUUC
Messenger RNA from Marasmius oreades (fairy-ring Marasmius), 1337 nucleotides. RefSeq lists its product as uncharacterized. The transcript has 6 exons. Lineage: Eukaryota; Fungi; Basidiomycota; Agaricomycetes; Agaricales; Marasmiaceae. The record is from RefSeq and is a predicted model, not a curated record. Gene Ontology annotation, biological process: nucleotide transport; transmembrane transport. Bases 289 to 1287 code for a protein of 332 amino acids.